This is a messenger RNA of Galendromus occidentalis (western predatory mite), 2112 nucleotides long. RefSeq lists its product as uncharacterized. The transcript has 11 exons. Lineage: Eukaryota; Metazoa; Arthropoda; Arachnida; Mesostigmata; Phytoseiidae. Gene Ontology annotation, cellular component: extracellular region. The coding region runs from base 1 to 2112 and encodes 703 amino acids. Gene Ontology annotation, molecular function: chitin binding. The record is from RefSeq and is a predicted model, not a curated record.
AUGGCUGGGGUUUCAGCCCGUUGCUCGCCAACUGUAAAGUGCAGUCUGCUAUACUCGCUCUUCGUACUCGUGCUAUCCCUGGAAGCGGUCUCGGCAGCUCCGAGCGAUGAUUCGCUGGGUCUUCCAUGCUUUUUCAACCUGACUGCAGCGUCGCCCUACUCGGUCCGAGUCCAUCUCAAUAACAGGUUAUUGGUUGGCGAACAGUACGUCCCUCAUGGAUCCGAGCUCGCCUUCCACUGUCCGAUACAGCGUUUCUAUCGUCUCACCGGUCCCAAUACGAUACGCUGCAAGCACGGGAAAUUCGAAGAAAAACUAUCGACCUGCGAAGCCGUUCUCAUAUCGAACCGCCUGACUGCUCUCGUAGACACCGAAUACAUCAUGGGCCCCGGUGGUGAAUACGUAGUUUUCGCAGGAUCCCAGGUCCGGCUCAGCUGCUAUCAUGCUCUGUCCAGGGCCUACCGUCCCUCUUGGCAAUGGGUGGGCAAAGUGAGCAACGUGUUCAUCGAAGAAAAAGUCUCUUUCGGACAAGUGACCGUUUAUGCGAAGUUCGAAGCCACAAACGAAACAAAGGCCACUUUCACGUGUUCUGACCCGACGGAUGAAAUCCACGUGAAGAUCGUAGCACGUCCUCUGCAAUGCCCACAAUUGAAACGAUCGAGUGGACUUACGAUCUCGCAGACGUCAUGGUUGCGGGCCGAUUUCUCGUGUCCCGCUGGUUCGAUACUCCUGGGACCUCAGACUACCAACUGCAUGCAGUUCCGUCAAUGGGAUUCUCCUGAGCCGAUUUGUGCCUUCUACGGAUGUGAAAGAAGGAAGCUCAACGCAGAUGGGACACCGGACGACGGUCUGCUGUUCCCCUGUCAACUCCCAGAGCUGUCAGGUGACCUGGUGGCUUAUUCAAGGUCGAGUCGAAUCCAAUCCAUGGAUGUCGUUGCACACGGCACGGACGUCGAGUUCAAUUGCCGCAAUCUCGGUCGAGCUCUGAAGAUAGGCGCCGGCGAAGCCAGGUGUCUCAACGGAAACUGGACAGCGCCCCCGCCGGUUUGCGCGAUUCCGGAUCGAUCGAGUCUCAAGGGCAUCGUUUUCGACUUCGAUUUCCCGUACCGAUUCGGACCGACCGGGGUUCUAUACGUCGAGCCUAAAAGCGAAGUCAUCAUCAAAUGCAUCUCGCCGACAAAGCUCAUGCCUACACUGAAUUACACGAUCUACGAUGAACUCAGUCCAGUCUUCAUCAUUAAAGCAGAAGCCGAAGACAGCACCGCCGUUGCGAGGGUUUUCACUUUCAACACCGGUCCGAAGUUCGAUGCGGAGUUCUCCUGUACAACAAAUGAGACAAACGAUGUCUUCGAGACUCGGAGCGUCCGUAUCGUUACUCGCGAGGCUCGUUGCGGUAGUUUCGAAACUCGAGAAGGUCUCCGCUACGAAGUAGUGGACGAUAUGGCAGUUUUCCGCUGUGAGGAGCCAGGAAGGUUAUUGGGCCGCAGUCUCCUGCACUGCGUGAACGGGGAUUGGGAUCACGCUCAGCCGAUGUGCGUGUACCAAGAGCGCUGUGCCGGCUGGCUUCCAGACGCUUCGAACAUUACUGAGGACGCGGGUGGCUUCAGACAAAACGAGAAUCAGACUUUCGUGGUCCGUGAGAAGCAAGUUCUUCAGGAAAAUGCCACCAAUUAUCAGCUGAACCAGCAAGGCUCUUCGUCCACUGGAACUGCAAGACCCCCUCUGCGUCCGCUGCGUCCCCUUCGCCCUCUGCAGGCUGCGAUCGAGGAAGACGAUGAUGACUCCGCCGAUGAAACUGAUGACGAGCUGAGGAAAAUCGUCGAGGAGGCUGAGAAAGAAGAAAAUGAAGAGUACGCUGACGAUGAGGAAUACCAAACAGUCCGUCCGAAACGCCCACUGAACCCUGUCGAGUCGACUCCCGCGCCGUCCGAGGAGUCGUUGGUCUGCCCGAAGCCGUCCGGAAUGUUCGCAUACCCUAAAGACUGCCGCCGCUUCAUUCUUUGCACCGAAGGUGUUGCGACGACGAUGCUGUGCCCCCAGAAACUGAUCUUCAGUCCUUCUGCGGAGCUGUGUCGCGAGAAGGACGACGAAAGUGGCUGCUAUGCCGAUGAUUGA